AUGCACAGUGGGCGUGGAAGAGACAAGAGCCAGCACCUCCUUCUCCUUGGCCACGCCCUCUGUGCAGAGGGCUGCAUUUUGGCGGAGGACUGGCUCUCCUUCCUCAUCAACAACGCAGCAGGCUCAGCCCUCCCCGCCCAGUGGGAGGCCGGAAACACAAAGCUCCUGCUCGGCACGAUACUGCAGGCGACCAUGGUGAUGCCGCACAUGCUCAUGCACCUGAGCACCAUUUCAUCCUGUCGCCCGCUGCUGCUGCUGCUCGCCCAGCACCUCUCUGCCGCCGUCGCCAUUCUCAGCGCAGACAACGCCGCAGACCUCAAGUCCAUCUGCCCAGAGUGCACGAACCUUGCUGCCAUGUACUCUGCGCUGCUGCAUCACAUCUGGACGGAGCACCUCCCUGUCGCCGCCAUGUGGCCGAACCAGCCCCCAAUCGCAUACACCGCUGCAGAGGAUGCUGCGACUUACGGAGAAGACCUCUCCUCAUGCUCUGCCGCAUUCAUCGACAGGAUGGCGCUGGUACGGGAGUUGACGGAUUUCAAGUCUGCGUCGCACCUCACUGCGCGCCAGUUCCCCGCCCGCUGCUUCAGCCUCCUCCUCGACGGUGCUGGACUGACGAAUUUGCCUCUGCUAACGACGUGGCAGCAGAGUGGUAACGGCGGCGGCUCGACACCCAGCACCACCACAUCCUCCUCCUCCUCCUCCUCCAUCAUGCCUCCCUCUGGUGGCGGCAUCAAGCCUGGCAUCCCAAAGUCGCACGGCUCGCGUGGUGCGCCGCCCACCAUCGCCAUUCGCCCGUCUGCAUCGUCGUCGUCGGCGUCAUCCUCGUCGCUCUCCCCGUCGCUGCUGUGCGGCGCUGGGGGCGGCGACGAUGUGGACAGCGCGUGUGAGGAUUUGGACGCGUGUCUUGACGCAAUCUUCUACACGCACCCGCUGGACCGUGCAAUGUGCCAUGACGCAACGAUGCAGCCAGACAAACAGCCACGCGGUGAUGGAGGCGAUGACGGUGCAGAGGUGAAAACGGAAGAGCCCUCAGACAACGACGUGGAUCCCAUGGACGAUGGUGGCGACGAUGGCGACGGUGGUGAUGGGAGCGAGCAAGCCGCGAGGCAUGGCAGUUGGAUGGAGCAGUGCGAACGAUUGCGGUUGCCACCUGCUGCCCGGAAUGGUCGUCACAAACGAGAUGGGGAAGAGCCGCACAUGACGGCGCUCUGUUCUGGCGUUGCCUGCAUGCACGAGGUCUUGCACUCGCGAUUCCACGUCUCCAAGGACUCCCCCUCCUCCUCGCCCACAGUUGCCCGUGCUUUCCUCAUCGCAGCCACGAUUGCACAUCUGAAGAUGCGACAGCUGUGUUCUGUUCACGGUAUUGACCGUAUGCGCGCGCUCAUCGCCAUCGCCGCCGUCUGCAAACAGCGCGAUGGUGUCUGCUCUGGUGGGACGGGCCAACUGUUGAUUGCACACAUGUGCAGCGUGGAAGCGCUCACGCUGGACGAUCUCAUUGAUCUUCCGCGACACACAAGCAGAGACAUUGCAUCGUGGGUGACCAUGUGUGCGGCGCCCGUAUGUUCGCGCGUGUGUUCGCGCAUGCGCUCGUUUGCUGCUUCUCGCCGCGCCGCCACCGGCCUCUUUGGCAGCAGCGGUGUCACCAUCCAGCGAACAAGCGAGGUUCGACCUGCAUUGCAGCUGGCCAAGUCCAUCAUCGACGUCCUGCAGUCGGCCUCUGGUCUGUCUGGUCUGCGGCUGCCGGAGGUUGAUCUUCCAUCAAACGCCAUCAUCAGCGCAGACGGCGAUGGUGGCGACAAUGAUCUUGACGACGGUAUCAGUGAUGGCAGCGGAACUGGCGGUGAUGAACACGUUGACAGCAGCGGCGCACAUACCAUCCAGCACGACGAACGCGACGCUCUUGCACACGCUGCGUCGCCGCCGUCGCAUUCAUCAUCAUCUGUGCUGCCACCACACCGUCGCCGUGAACUGGCGGAGUGGCUGCUGCUUGAGGUCAAGCGCUGCGGCGCUUGCCACCACACCACCACCGACAAUGUGCACACGCAGUCACUGCAACCCCGUGAGCAGCAGCGGGACGCUGGUGGCGGCACAUCCGAUGGUGCACCGACGACCACCCUGACGUGUGUGCUGAGUGGUGUGCAGGUGCAGGCCGUGUGCGAGGUGCUGCAUGAGCUCGGAUUUCCGGACGCUGCGCUGCGGUUUGCGCUGUGGAUCAUCGCCGAAACGGAGUGGAACGCCACUGCCCUUCUCGAUGCCGUCAUUGCCAGCGCUCUCCUGCCAAACGCAGCCCUCCUCAAGUGCAUGCCAGAGACCUUGGUCGAGGUGUAUGAAGCGCUCCUGCCGUUGCUUCGCACAUCCACGCCGUCGCCUGUCGCCAUUUCCGCUACCCCAUUCCUCUCAUGGGUGCAUGGCGUUGUUGGUGAUAUUCUUCCUGAGGACGCUGCGUUCAUACCGCCAGCACUGCAGGAUGUGGCCAAUCCGCGCUUGUCAAGCAGCAAUCGCACGACGACGUCGGUGUUCGCAUCGUUCCUCGCGGAUCCAACACCGUCAAUCCUCUCCUCCCUCCUCGAAUCAUCAUCGUCAUCGUCGUCAUCACAGACAGCGUUGGAGACGAAGCUAAUGGACGAGACGCUCUCUGCGCUGUGUGGCCGCUCACCGGCAGACAAGACGCCAACGCCGCGUGCAGAAGCGUGCGCGUAUGCGAGAAAUCUCGCCGGCGCCAUUUGUCGGUGUUUGCAUGCAAGCACAACAGCACGCUCCAUCCUCUUCAAAGUCCUUGAAGCGAAACUCCGCACACUCAACGCGUCCUCUCCUGAACACACACCCAUCUCCCUGGCCGCAUUUCUGCACGAGUGCAUCUCCACCCGCUUUCUUCCGCCAGCAGCAGUGUGCAGGCUGCUUGCGCAUGCGCUGCUGCCGUCGCGCGGCCCGCCCACGCCGUCAGCGCCGGUCCAGGCCGUUGUUGCUGGCAUCGUCUACAGCAGCAUCAGCGAUGGCGGCGACCGCGGUGACGCUGAUGACGACAACGCGAACGAUGCAGCACCAGCAGCAGUCGUGGCGGACAGCGAGCCCGCCGACACAGAGAGCGAGUUGGAGGAUGCGGUGGAGCGGGCGUGGAUGCUGCUGCGGCCUCCCUUUGACGGGCAGACCGAGCAAGUCCAGCUGUUCAAGCUCCUCGUGCUGACGUUGCCUGCAGGCAAUUCCAAAUCGGGCGGCGCGCGAAGAAGCACCAGUGGCACCAGCGGCCCCGAAAGAGGCGGCCCAGCGCGUGCUGCUGGUGGUGUGGCGCCACCGUUGGGAACUGCGCCCGAUACGCGGCCACUGUGGGUGCGGGUGAUGUGGCGCGUGGUGCAGCGGCUGCUUCCGCUCGUGUGCGAGCACGUGCAUCUGUCGACGGCGGCCAUGCUCGCGUCCAGCGUCAUCCCCGUGUUUCGCGCUGUGCUGGUCGGGCACUUGCUGCCGGUCAAGCACCACCACAGUGAUAGCAGCAGCGCUUGCGGCGAUGAUGUUGCUGUUGCUGCUGUGAAGACGAACGAUAGCGACGCGAGCACCGGUGGCGACGACGGUACUGCGGCUGAGGAUGCCUGCACCGCCCAUGCCGCUGUUUGGAGGGACACAUGCAAACCGCUACCAAUCGAUGUGGCGCGGGCGCUCAUCCGAACACUUUGUCGAUCUUGUUCACCAGCCACACUCUCAUGCACACUUCAUCUCAUCAAGGCUGUGCAGAAGGAGUGCGAGUCCGUGCAAGACCUCAAAGACCACAUGCACGACGACAUCAUGACUGUAUUGUUGGAGGGCUGCUGCGACGCGGAAUGCAUGGCAUCGCUGCUGUCCAUGUGUGCGACCGUCACGAAAGAGGGCUUCUUUCGUGUGAUGAACAACGUGCUCGAUGCAGAUGUGCCCCUUGCUGAGGCGCCCGCAUUUCCGUUGCUGCUGCGCUCGUGCGUCCACACAAAAUCGCCGCUGUUUGCGACGAUUCUCGCAGACACUGCAGACGCGCUCGCCGAGUUUAUUGCUCGAGCAGCCGCAGACCAAAUUCCAUCACUUGCUGCCAUCAUCAGCGGUGUUCGCUGCGUCACCAUCCUUGCAGCCGCAUGCGCAGACACCAAUGCUGAGCGCCUUGCCUCCCGAGUCCAUGACUUCUUGCUGAAGACGAUUCAGCUUUAUGUGUGGUUUGCACGCAUGAGCGCUGGGGACCUGCCGACCCCACCAGCCUGGUCUUCGUCUGUCGUGUCGUCCGUUCUCCUGCCGCUGGCGGAGCACGCCCUCUGCGUGACAGCGGACGUGCACCGGGCCAUGGCCAACCCGGCGACGCGCGAGUAUCAGGACCUGAUGAAGCACACGAUCCGCCUGUGCCAGCGCCUCACAGACAGCCAACGGCGCGUGGUGUUUGCCAUGGUCCCACCGCUCGCCCUCACACCUGUCACCACCUUUGAUUUCGAAUCAUCACGAGGAACAGUUGCUGAAAGCAGAAGCGAACACGACGAUGAAGACGAUGACGGCAUUGCACGCGCGAUUGAUCCUGUCACCGCACGCAUUCCCCGCGCCCUUCUCAUUCCCCAGCACCGCGAUAGCAACUCCAUCUCCUGGGAACAUGUUCGCGGCAAGCUGGUGAAUCCACCCAGUGCACUGUUAGCCUCCGCGGGCACGGGUCGAGAUGAUAACAUCGUGGACGACGCCGAUAAGAGCAUCAACGCGAGCAGCGGUGCACACCAGCACCAGCACCAGCACCAGCAUCACUCGUCUCAUCAUCGCACAGGCUCCAGGCACCAAAGCACAUCUCCUUCCAAGCGAAGGCAUACCGACACAGACCCCUCCCCUGCGCUCAAUGCAGAUUCCACGGGUGCUAACGACGCGCCACAACCACCACACAAGCGCUCACACAGCACUAUACACACCUAAACAGAUGCGUUGUCGUGCAUACUUGCGGGUGUGCGUGUAUUGUAACAACAUGAAGACGGAAUGAGCAAAACCGCAUUAAAUGUUUCUACCCAACAGCUCAGGGUCUGUCCCAAAGGCUGCACAGGAG
Messenger RNA from Salpingoeca rosetta, 5029 nucleotides. RefSeq lists its product as uncharacterized. The coding region runs from base 1 to 4902 and encodes 1633 amino acids. The record is from RefSeq and is a predicted model, not a curated record. The transcript is spliced from 28 exons. Lineage: Eukaryota; Choanoflagellata; Craspedida; Salpingoecidae.